This is a messenger RNA of Macrosiphum euphorbiae (potato aphid), 339 nucleotides long. Lineage: Eukaryota; Metazoa; Arthropoda; Insecta; Hemiptera; Aphididae. The record is from the annotation of a GenBank genome assembly.
AUGUUAUUUACGUGGCUAUGUUUAAUAUUGAUGUCAUACAGUUUGUGCCAAGUAAAUUGUAAUGGCACUAAACCGGUGGAAGUAAAAAAAUCAAGGUCAUUAAUGGUGAAUGCAAGGCGCUUCUGGAACUUCGCGAAGAAGUGCCCAGGCCAUUUGAGAAGAUUUGCGGUUUGGAUUUGGAAACACAUAAGAUAUGGUAUUCAAUGUCAAACUAUUGAAAAUAAAAUUAGAUGUGGAACUAAGGGAGCUAAAAAGGAUAUUACUGAAAAACAAUGGAAAAAAAUACCGCAAGCUCUACGGAACCUUUUGCUUAAGAAAACUCCAGUUUCUACAACUUAA